GUUGUCUUGGCAGUGGAGGACUGUGUUCCUGGACGAAGCACUAAACGUGGGCCUGAAUAUAACAUGUGAUCUGUCUCCGAACCGAGAAAGGUUCAACAUACCCCCUUUACACAACUACACUAUGCUGAAGAAUUCUAGCUGGAAACUUGAAGACACUAACUUGGCCAACUUCGGCUCCAAGUUGGAUCUCGACCAUCGCCAGCAAGAAGGAUCGCUCGAGACGGCCUGGAACCAACCCAAAUCACGCGUUGGAAAGGAAACUGGCUUAUGGAUUUGGCGAGUUGAGGACUUUCGCCUUGUGCCUGUUCCUAACAGACAGUACGGAAAGUUCUACCAAGGUGACAGCUACCUUCUCCUUCGAUCAACCACUCGAGGCAAUAGCGAUGCUUUGAUCCAUCAUCUCCACUUUUGGCUUGGUCUGGAUACUAGUCAAGAUGAAGCAGGAACAGCUGCUUACAAAGCUGUUGAACUUGAUGACUAUUUGGGUUCAACACCAGUUCAACACCGCGAGGUCCAGCAUCAAGAGUCUGAGUUGUUCCAAAGCUACUUUCCCCGCAUUGUUUAUCUCUCUGGUGGCGUCUCUAGCGGUUUCCAUCACCAUGAUGAACAGCAGCCUGUCACUCGCCUCCUCCAAGUACAUAAACCACAAGCUCUUUCCACCACUCAUACCCGCAACGCUGUGGUCAUCAGCGAAGUCCCAUUGAGCUCCGACAGCUUAAACAGCGGAGACGUUUUUGUACUAGAUACCGGCGACAAGAUCUAUCAAUGGCAAGGUCAAAAAAGUCAAGGCGUUGAAAAGGCUAAAGCUGCAGAGUACAUUGCACAGCUCAUUAGCGAGCGUGAUGGAAAGGGCGAAACAGUCAUUGUCGAGGAACAAUCUGGUGCCCACAAUGGCUUUUGGGACGUCCUUGGGUCGCACGGUCCUAUUAAAAGUGCCGCUGAAGGAGAAAAGUCUGCUGAGCGACAGAUUCAACAAGGCAGUGGCCAAAAGCGUCUUUUCAGACUUAUUCAUGGCAACGGUGAUGGAUUGCAAUUCAAAGAAGUGGAACCUCGCCAGAGUAGCUUUGACUCUUCACAUGUCUUCAUCUUUGAUGUGGGUCAUCAAGUUUAUACCUGGGUGGGUCGCAACGCCAUGGGUACCGACAGAGCAUCUGGACUGCACUAUGCUCAGUUGUAUAUUCAACACUCCAAGCUGCCGGCUUUCACCCCUAUUACACGUGUGAUCGAAGGAGGUGAAGACGAACUGUUUGAGAGCUCAUUGGAAGGAUGGCAAGGUUGGUAAGGCAUUGUAUUGCCAAAUGCUUUUUGCCUCCAGCCCAUUCCAUCGACUUUAUUCUAUCUACAUCUACCUUUUGAUAUCUAUGUUGACACAAUAAAGAUCAAGGCGAACGCAAUCAUUGUGUUUCGUCCGUGUUCUCUACUAGUGUAGACGUCCUCCUAUUGGGACAUCCUUCUCUGGUCGAACCAGGAUAAUCUUGCCGUCCGAAU
Umbelopsis ramanniana AG is the source of this 1488-nucleotide messenger RNA. RefSeq lists its product as uncharacterized. Bases 122 to 1282 code for a protein of 386 amino acids. The record is from RefSeq and is a predicted model, not a curated record. Gene Ontology annotation, molecular function: actin filament binding. The transcript has 8 exons. NCBI's taxonomy places the organism in Eukaryota, Fungi, Mucoromycota, Umbelopsidomycetes, Umbelopsidales, Umbelopsidaceae.